AUGGCAGGAGCGUUACCGCGACGUAUUGCAAAAGAGACGCAACGUCUAAUAGCAGAUCCUGUUCCUGGGAUUUCGGCUGUACCGGAUGACAACAAUGCACGUUAUUUCCAUGUAAUUAUCGCAGGACCAGAAGGUAGCCCAUUUGCUGGAGGAGUAUUUAAGUUAGAACUCUUUCUACCUGAAGAAUAUCCAAUGGCAGCUCCAAAAGUCCGUUUUAUGACCAAAAUAUAUCAUCCGAAUAUCGAUAAAUUGGGACGAAUAUGCCUUGAUAUCCUCAAAGAUAAAUGGUCUCCGGCGCUCCAAAUCCGUACAGUGUUAUUAUCAAUUCAAGCCUUACUCUCAGCUCCGAAUCCAGACGACCCGUUAGCAACAGAUGUUGCAGAGCAAUGGAAAAGUAAUGAAAGUGAUGCAAUUCGUAUAGCGCAGGAAUGGACUCGUAUCCAUGCGAAUGGACAGUAG
Messenger RNA from Brugia pahangi, 459 nucleotides. The record is from the annotation of a GenBank genome assembly. Lineage: Eukaryota; Metazoa; Nematoda; Chromadorea; Rhabditida; Onchocercidae.